Messenger RNA from Dracunculus medinensis (Guinea worm), 1473 nucleotides. The record is from the annotation of a GenBank genome assembly. NCBI's taxonomy places the organism in Eukaryota, Metazoa, Nematoda, Chromadorea, Rhabditida, Dracunculidae.
AUGUACGAUGAGAUGAACCGAAAACAUAGGUGUCUUUGGGAUCCAAAUAAUACAACCCAAGACAAACAUGAGCGAGCUGCAUUGAUUCAUAAGAGAUUACUAGCAGAUGGACUUCUCGAUGAUGCAGUCAUGAUUCCCACUCGGCGUGCCGAAAUUUCGGAAAUACUUUUGAAUCAUCCAAAUGAAUUGAUACUCGAGUUGGAAGCAUUAAGAACACCUGAUGAACUUGAGGAAUACUGCAGAAAAAGAGAGUUGCUAUGGUUAGCUCCAGAUUCAGCUUGUGUGGCACGUUUCAUGGUUGGAGGAGUUAUAGAUUUACUCAAGGCCAAUAUCGAAGGAAGAAUUGGUAACGCUUUUGCACUUACACGUCCUCCUGGCCAUCAUUCCUAUGCUAAUUCUCCACAAGGCUUUUGCAUAUAUAACAACGUGGCAAUAGCUGCGAAAUAUGCCAUUGAACAUCUUGGAAUAAAAAAGGUGAUUAUCGUUGAUAUAGAUUAUCACUGUGGAAAUGGAACUUAUCAUUCGGUUAAGGAUGAUGAGCGCAUUUUGUUCGUCAACUUUCAUUCAUAUCACUAUGGAGCAUUUUGGCCAUACUCAAAGGAAUACGACUAUGACAAUAAAUACCGCAAUGUUAUUUCGAUUCCACUGAAUUCUACAUUGAACAGCGAAGGUGAUUAUAUUGCAGCGUUCAAUCAUCUGAUAAUACCAGUAGCACACGAAUUCGGAGCCGAACUUGUACUCGUUUCACUUGGUUUUGAUGCCGCCUAUUAUGAUGAUUUAUUAGAGCAUGGUCAAGGAAUUAAAGCUCAUGGUUAUGGAUAUUUAAUGCAAAUGUUACAUAAAAACUGGCCGAAUAGAGUGCUAGCAAUGCUGGAAGGCGGCUACUUUUGGCGAAGCUAUACGGAAUGUGCGGCGAUGGCGACUCGUGGACUCAAGGUGGGUUUGCCCAUACCUGCAUUAGACCAUCCAAAGCGAGUAAAUCCUUGCUUAGCGGAUACAUUGUGGCGAUUAAUGUUCCAUCAUUCGAAAAAUUGGAAAUGCGUUGAAAAACACUUAGAAAAGCUGCAGAAAAUGCAGAUCAUAAAUGGAGAGCUGCGCUACGUACCUCCUCAAUAUAAUAUAUUUCUCGGUGAGAAUUUCCGUGAAAUGUGGGACCGCGUUAAAGAAUUGGCGAUAUCGAGGACGAGAAAUUGGAUAUCAGGCAUGACAGAGAACGAAAUUGCUAUUGCAACGGCUAAAAUAGAAGAAUAUAUAAAAGAAUACAAUUAUGAAAAAGAAACUUAUGAAUUCAACGAACGUGAAUUAUUGGAGCAAUUAUUGUGGAAUUCUGAACGUGCGAGCGAGGCAUAUUUAAAGUCGAUUCCAACAACAAUGUGGUUUUAUUCGCAAAUAAAAAAAUGUUUGGAAAGCGAUGAUGGAAGAUACUUAAUUCUCGACAUGGAAGCUUAUUAUAGAAGAACGCGAAAGAAUUGA